AUGGCUACUCACUCAAGAUUUUUAUACGUGCUUCUUCUUCUUUCAUGCAUUGUUUUUGCAUUGAUUGCGGAGAGUUCUGGAGAUAAUGUGGAGAAUAAAAACGAGGAUGAUGGUUGUUCUUCGUGGAAUUGGCGUGGAUGCGGCAGUUUUUAUAGACAACCUUCCAAAACAUAUGGUGCUGGAUAUGGUGGUGAAAGGUAUGGCCAUGGAGAAAGGUAUGGAGCUGGUAUGAAUGGUUAUGGUGGUGGCUAUGGUGGUGGUGGUGGCGGCGGAGAAGGUGGUGGUGCCAAUGGAGGAUCAGGUCAUGGAAGUGGAUCCGGCGCGGGUGCUGGUGUUGGAGUUGGUGGAGCAGCAGGUGGAGGUGGUGGCGGCGGAGGUGGAGAAGGUGGUGGUUCCAAUGGAGGAUCAGGUCGUGGAAGUGGAUCCGGCGUAGGUGCUGGUGUUGGUGGAGCAGCAGGUGGAGCAGGAGGAGGUGGAGGCGGCGGGGGUGGAGAAGGUGGUGGUUCCAAUGGAGGAUCAGGUCAUGGAAGCGGAUCUGGCGCGGGUGCUGGUGUCGGAGUUAGUAAAGCAGGGGGUGGAGCAGGAGGAGGUGGAGGAGGCGGGGGCGGAGAAGGCGGUGGUGCAAAUGGAGGAUCGGGUCAUGGAAGCGGAUCCGGAGCGGGUGCUGGUGUUGGAGUUGGUGGAGCAGGAGGAGGAGGAGGUGGAGGAGGCGGUGGCGGUGAAGGUGGUGGUGCCAAUGGAGGAUCAGGUCAUGGAAGCGGAUCCGGCGCUGGUGCUGGUGUCGGAGUUGGUGGAAUAUCGGGUGGAGCAGGAGGAGGUGGAGGAGGCGGGGGUGGAGAAGGUGUUGGUGCCAAUGGAGGAUCGGGUCAUGGAAGCGGAUCCGGUGCGGGUGCUGGUGGCGGAGUUGGUGGAGCAGGAGGAGGUGGAGGGGGUGGGGGCGGAGAAGGUGGUGGUACCAAUGGAGGUUCUGGUCAUGGAAGCGGAUCCGGUGCUGGUGCUGGUGUUGGAGUUGGUGGAGCAGGGGGUGGAGGUGGAGGAGGUGGUGGCGGAGAAGGUGGUGGUGCCAAUGGAGGAUCCGGUCAUGGAAGUGGAUCAGGGGCUGGUGCUGGUGUUGGAGUUGGAGUUGGAGGAGCAGGAGGAGGUGGAGGUGGUGGUGGCGGAGAAGGUGGUGGUGGCAAUGGAGGUUCUGGUCUCGGAAGUGGAUCCGGUGCUGGUACUGGUGUUGGAGCAGGAGGUGGAGGUGGUGGUGCCAAUGGAGGUUCUGGUCACGGAAGCGGAUCCGGUGCUGGUACUGGUGUUGGAGAAGGAGGUGGAGGUGGUGGUGGAGGUGGUGGCGGAGAAGGUGGUGGUGCCAAUGGAGGAUCCGGUCAUGGAAGUGGAUCAGGGGCUGGUGCUGGUGUUGGAGUUGGAGGAGCAGGAGGAGGUGGAGGUGGUGGUGGCGGAGAAGGUGGUGGUGCCAAUGGAGGUUCUGGUCACGGAAGUGGAUCCGGUGCUGGUACUGGUGUUGGAGCAGGAGGUGGAGGUGGUGGUGGAGGGGGUGGAGGAGGUGGUGGCGGAGAAGGUGGUGGUGCCAAUGGAGGAUCCGGUCAUGGAAGUGGAUCAGGGGCUGGUGCUGGUGUUGGAGUUGGAGGAGCAGGAGGAGGUGGAGGUGGUGGUGGCGGAGAAGGUGGUGGUGCCAAUGGAGGUUCUGGUCACGGAAGCGGAUCCGGUGCUGGUACUGGUGUUGGAGCAGGAGGUGGAGCAGGUGGAGGUGGUGGUGGAGGAGGUGCUGGUUCCGGCAAUGGAUAUGGUUACGGUAGUGGUUAUGGUGCUGGUUUUGGGAUGGGUAAAGGUAGUGGUAGUGGAGGAGGUGGCGGUGGUGGUGGUGGAGGUAGCGGUGGAGGAAGUGGAAGUGGAAGAGGAGAGGGAUAUGGGACGGGAGAAGGAACCGGUACAAGCAAUGGAGGAGGAGUAGGAGUAGGUUUUGGAAUGGGCAUUGGCUUUGGUAUUGGAAUUGGAGGAGGAAAUGGCGGUGGUGCCACUUAUCAAACCAAUAUCAAUGGAGAUAAAAAUUCUCCUUAA
Messenger RNA from Brassica napus (rape), 2061 nucleotides. RefSeq names its product glycine-rich cell wall structural protein 1-like. Lineage: Eukaryota; Viridiplantae; Streptophyta; Magnoliopsida; Brassicales; Brassicaceae. Bases 1 to 2061 code for a protein of 686 amino acids. The transcript has a single exon. The record is from RefSeq and is a predicted model, not a curated record.